Messenger RNA from Elaeis guineensis (African oil palm), 996 nucleotides. Its product is annotated as peptidyl-prolyl cis-trans isomerase FKBP17-2, chloroplastic. The record is from RefSeq and is a predicted model, not a curated record. Lineage: Eukaryota; Viridiplantae; Streptophyta; Magnoliopsida; Arecales; Arecaceae. Gene Ontology annotation, molecular function: peptidyl-prolyl cis-trans isomerase activity. Gene Ontology annotation, cellular component: chloroplast.
GUCAUGUGGUUCAUAAAAGAUAAGGGAUAGAUUUGUGGCUGCGGUGUCGCUUCCGGCGGGAGGAUGCAAUUGGUUGCAUUCCCCUAGGGCUUCUCCUCCUAUCCUUGAUCAGCCCCGAAGGGCCAUGGCUACCUUCUUUACAUCCCCCACUUUCCUCACUAAAACACUCACAAAACCCCAGCUCCGGUGCUCGCAGGCACCGCGCAACCCACCUCCUCAGACCCAGCAACCCAUCCAAUCGCCAUCACAGCCUUCUUCCCCACCCCCUCCUCCGCCAGCGGCCAAGCCUCAGCCGAAGCCAAAGCUCGCUGCUGAAUCCACCGAUUGGAUCGCCUCCGCCCUAACCAGAAGGUUCGGCCUCGGCGCCGGCCUCGCUUGGGCUGCCUUCCUCGCUGUCGGGGUCGUUUCCGAGCAGAUCAAGACCCGUUUCGAAGCCUCUCAACAGGAAGCAAACACCAAGGAUGUCGAGAAAGAGGAAGAGAUUGUUCUACCAAAUGGCAUCAGAUACUACGAGAUGAGAGUGGGAGGUGGGACUGCGCCGAGGACGGGAGACUUGGUGGUGAUCGAUCUCCAAGGGAGGGUGGAAGGAAGCGGAGAGGCGUUUGUGGACACGUUUGAGGAGGGGAAGAGGCCGCUAGCGCUGGUGAUGGGGUCGAGGCCUUACACCAAGGGGAUGUGCGAGGGGGUGGAGUACGUGCUGAGGACAAUGAGGGCUGGGGGGAAGAGGAGGGUGAUGGUGCCCCCCAGCUUGGGGUUUGGAGAUGAGGGUGCGGACUUGGGGUCGGGGGUCCGGAUACCUCCUGCUGCUAGGCUUGAGUUUGUUGUCCAGGUGGACAAGGUUUCCGUCGCACCUUCUUGAGCUGUGAAGCUCCACAGAGUGGUGUUGUUCAUUCAAUUUUGGCACUGCAAUAUGUCGAAGUCACAGAAGUUGGAUUUCUUCUACGGAUGCUAUUUUGAUUAAUUUCUUUCCUUUAUUAUUAUGCACAGAAUCUCAAA